This is a messenger RNA of Trichoderma asperellum CBS 433.97, 1439 nucleotides long. RefSeq lists its product as uncharacterized. The record is from RefSeq and is a predicted model, not a curated record. NCBI's taxonomy places the organism in Eukaryota, Fungi, Ascomycota, Sordariomycetes, Hypocreales, Hypocreaceae.
AUGCUCAAGAUGGCUUUUACUGCCUACUACAGGCGACUACGUUCCUUAUAUUUAUUCUUCAUUCUUCUUGCUAUUGCAUUACUUUUCUUAAGCAGUCGUGAAAGCACCAGGGCGAUCCUUCUUGGAAAGGAACCCAUAUGGCAGAAUCUUUUUACCGACGACGACGACCUAUUGUGGUGGAAUGAUCGUUUCCCCUGUGAGAAGCACGAACCCAUACGCAUUGCCAUUGUCGAGUCCGCUGGUGUCCACGACGAAGUGACGGCGGCGCUGGUAUAUGCUUUUGGCGGACACCCAAACGCAGAACUGAGGCUCUAUUUUGCUCGCCAGCGCUACAAGUCUGAUGUUAUUAUCAACGACCUUGAGCUAGAAACGCCAAUUCUAUCAGUUAACAACUCCAACACUUUCAAGGAUGAUGUCAAGAAUCUUCCUCCUCCUCAUUUUGUUAUUUCUACAACCUGUGAAUUAGACAUGGAAAAGCGAGAGUCAAUAGUUGAUCCUCUCCGGCACCUUCUUCACAACGAAACAACACACCUCUUCUGCUUAGUCCAUCAUGCCGAUUACUGGAACAAAGGCAAGCAUGUCGACGUCGUCCGAGAAUGGGUUGACCAAGAGAGAGUUGAUUUUAUCGGCCUCAGUCAACAUACUGUUGACUACCUUCUACAAAAAUCUGUGACCCAGUGGCAAGACUUGCAGGCAAGCGUCACCGCACGAACGUUUCCUCCAGUUUUCCCGGUUAAUCAGACAGACGUCGAAUCUUCAAGCGAAGUUUCGCUAGCUAUGCAGGGAGACUACGCUCCCGAACGUCGAGAUUACAAACGAAUCUUCGGCAGCCUAGACAAUGUCGUCAAAAAGAUAAAUGGAACGGCCGCUACGACGAGCGACCAAGCUGCAGAGACGGUCAAAUUACACUUGAUUGGACAUGGCCCGCACGUUCAAGUCCCUGAGAAUAUUCGCAAUAACGUUGCGUUUGACGAAGAUCUUUCAUAUCCCGACUUUUACAGACUGCUCUCAAAGUCAUAUGCAGUGAUUCCUGCAUUUGCAUCCGAGACAUACUUGGAUCGCAAAGCUUCUUCUACGGUCCCUGCUUCGCUCAUUGCAGGAGUCCCUUUGGUAGCGAGUGAAAAGAUCAUCGCAGCUUACUCAUAUCUACCGCACGAUGCGGUCUGGCUAUCAGAGCCAGAUGAAAGAGAAAUGGAGACAGUUGAAAGAGUAGUUGGGGACAGGAAAGCAUAUCUGGAUAAGAAGGACAAGGUCAAGGCUGCAGCCAAGAAACUAAUGAAACAGAAUCGACUGAAUGUGAGGAAAUGGAUGGACGAGGAUUUUAGAAAGAGCGGUAUUGUUCCGGCAGACACUGGCUCAUCAUGAUGAUGCCCUACAGCGAUGUUCUACAGCAUUUUAUUUUGAAUAAUUUUGGAGGUACUCUCUUUUUUUGCUUCUUG